AUGACUGCGUCGAGCAGUCCGGACGCCGUGCCUGGUGAGGAAUUUGACUACGAAGCUCUACCACCCAACUAUGGCCUCAGCCAUAACAUGCUGGCCGGUGCCUUCGCUGGAAUUGCGGAGCACACGGUGAUGUAUCCGGUUGAUUUGAUGAAGACACGGAUGCAGGUCGUAAACCCUUCGGCUGGUGGCCUCUAUACAGGACUCUCUCAUGCCGUCUCUACGAUAUACCGGCUCGAAGGCUUGCGGACUCUAUGGAGAGGCGUAACGAGCGUCAUUGUUGGAGCAGGUCCUGCUCACGCAGUCUAUUUCGGUACCUACGAAGUAAUCAAGGAAAUGGCUGGAGGAAACCGAGCGGACGGCAAGCAUCAUCCUGCUGCAGCAGCUUUGAGCGGAGCUUGUGCUACGAUCGCAAGUGAUGCUCUGAUGAACCCUUUUGAUGUGAUCAAACAGCGCAUGCAGGUGCACGGGUCAUCGUAUCGAUCCAUAACGCACUGCGCCCGCUCAGUCUUUCGCGCCGAAGGCCUUUCGGCGUUUUACAUAUCGUACCCUACGACAUUAUGUAUGACAGUCCCAUUCACCGCGACGCAAUUCAUGGCAUACGAGUCACUGUCGAAAAUAAUGAACCCGAGAAAAGAAUACGACCCUAUCACCCACUGCGUAGCUGGCGGGUUGGCAGGUGCCUUUGCGGCUGGUAUCACCACACCACUCGAUGUAAUCAAGACACUACUACAGACACGAGGGCUCAGCCAACAAGACGAAAUCCGAAAUGUACGCGGUAUUUGGAAUGCUGCGUCUAUCAUCAAAAAGGAGUAUGGCUGGAGCGGUUUCAUGAGGGGCUGGCGGCCGCGCAUUAUUUCCACAAUGCCAAGCACCGCAAUAUGUUGGUCAUCCUACGAGAUGGCAAAGGCAUAUUUCAGAAGAACACUUCGAGAGGAACAUGAGGCACAUAUCAGCAACUUGUGA
Messenger RNA from Exophiala spinifera, 963 nucleotides. RefSeq lists its product as uncharacterized. Gene Ontology annotation, biological process: iron import into the mitochondrion. Bases 1 to 963 code for a protein of 320 amino acids. Gene Ontology annotation, molecular function: ferrous iron transmembrane transporter activity. Lineage: Eukaryota; Fungi; Ascomycota; Eurotiomycetes; Chaetothyriales; Herpotrichiellaceae. Gene Ontology annotation, cellular component: mitochondrial membrane. The transcript is spliced from 8 exons. The record is from RefSeq and is a predicted model, not a curated record.